CUCCACUAUUGAAACCAUUUUCCACGAAUUUUGUUGCCUCUGUCUACUAGUUAUAUCCGCAUUCUGCAACUACUAGAGUGCUAGUUGUCCGGCGGCCAUUGCUUCGCUCGAUUUCUCCUACGCAGUUCUCCAGUGCAGAGCAUUACUCUCAGUUAAUACAUUGUUCAGUGCUUCCUGAGGUGCCCAAUGGAAAUUAUCAUCCUCAUCUCACUUGUUGUGCUUCUUGUACUGGGAGCACUCUUUGUUAUUCCAAGAUCCAUCAGCAAAGGUAAAGGAAAGGAAGCACAUUCAGGAGGAACUGGAACGGCAUCUAGGAGCUAUUCAAAGAAAGAUGUAUCAACUCACAACACAAGGAAGGAUUGUUGGAUCAUAAUCAAGGACAAGGUUUAUGAUGUAACUUCAUAUGUGGAGGAGCAUCCAGGUGGUGAUGCCAUUCUAAACAAUGCUGGUGCUGAUUCGACAGAGGGAUUUUUCGGGCCGCAACAUGGCACAAGAGUCUUCGAUAUCAUUGAGGAUUUUUGCAUCGGCGAAUUGAAAGACUGAUGAUAAAGAGGGGAGGUUGUAAAAGCUCCAAAUGUGAACCCAUGCUUCUUCCACAGUUUCCUGAAUACGACGACAAGGAAUGAAAACUUGUUCUAAUUGUGAUGAGGACUGCUCCCAGGCCCAGCUGUGUGGUUCUGAUUUCAUCUUUGACCUUGUUGCUUAUUGUAGGACCAGUUGUUUGGACUAUUUAUGUGUCCGAAAUGAUUUCCUAGCUUUAUCUUUUCAAGAAGAUAUGUUUUCUUAGAUUUAUGGAACUUUCUCAGACCAGACAAGGAACUGGGCCAACUUUCAUGCUGAUUCCUGUCAUGACAAUGAAAGUUUCACUCGUUUGAAAGAUAACCUUUGCCCAGUCAA
Messenger RNA from Lolium perenne, 897 nucleotides. RefSeq names its product cytochrome B5-like protein. The record is from RefSeq and is a predicted model, not a curated record. Gene Ontology annotation, molecular function: heme binding. Gene Ontology annotation, cellular component: membrane; intracellular membrane-bounded organelle. NCBI's taxonomy places the organism in Eukaryota, Viridiplantae, Streptophyta, Magnoliopsida, Poales, Poaceae.